AUGGCAGUCCCGCUCAAAUCCCUCCAACUGCUGCUCCUCCUGCUGCUCCUGCCCCUGACGCCGGCCCCGUCCGCCCUCCGGACCGAGCUUCACCUCCUACCCCAAGCUGCCCCCUGCCCGGCCUCUGAAGGCUAUCCAUCCUCCAAGACCCCGAGUCAGCCCAUCCAGAUUCGGAUGCUUGUUCGCAGCUCCCGUCAUUUUAUUUCAUUUGUUUCUGUGUCAAAAAAGAUGCCCAUCUGCAGGGAAAGCUCAACUUCAGCUUUAAGGGAAUUCCUCUCUGGGAACAGCAGUGAAGCGUCCGAAGCAGCCGGUGCCUGGGAUGUAGAGAUCACCAAAUGGUGGGGGGAAUGGAGUUCCUGGUCCACGUGCUCCCGGACCUGUGGGGGAGGGGUGAUGUCUCGGGAGAGGCAUUGCCUGUUUCAGAGGCUCCUCACCUCCCAGGGAAUCAACACCCCAAUGUGUACAGGGCAGUCCAAGCGGUAUCAGCUAUGUCAGCAAGAGCCCUGCCCUGCUAACUCGGACAGUUUUAAGCAACAGCAGUGUUCCGGUUUUAAUGCCAAGGCCUUUGGGAAAUAUUAUUACCACUGGAUGCCUCUCUACCCUGAUGAUUACACCAGCAUCUCCAACAAACCCUGUGACCUCCAUUGUACCACUCAAAGCGGAGAGAGGCAGUUAAUAGUGCAGGCACAGGAUGGGACCUCCUGUAGGGAACGGCUGUAUCAGGGAGUCUGCAUAAGUGGCAAAUGUGAGCCGGUUGGGUGUGACGGAAGCCUCUACUCUUCCCAGACGAUGGACAGAUGCCGGGUGUGUGGUGGGGAUGGCAGCACCUGUUACUGGGUCUCGGGAAGCUUCCGAAAGGGGAUCUCACAGUUAGGCUCUAGCUUCACCUCUCUGAAUGUCAGUAACAAUGCAAAGGAGGUCAUCUGGUCUUGGCUUCUCAGCUCCUGGUGCCCGUUUCCACCCUCUGAUCCCAUCGGUCAAGGUGCCAGUUGCACAGCCCUGUUUCCACUCACUCCCCAGUCCCUUGCCCAUUUGGAGAUGGGUGUGGAUUACAAAAUCUUUGACAAUGAUUUUGAUGUGCGACCCCUUGGCCAUGAUGACAUCAGCCUGGCUGACAUGUACCACUGGAAGGUCUCUGCCUAUGGCCCCUGCAGCACCUCCUGUGCCUCAGGCAUCAGCACCUCUUAUGCCUUGUGUGUACGCUAUGAUGGGGUGGAAGUGGAGGAGGCCUACUGUGACGCUCUGACCAGGCCCGAGCCUACUCACGAACUCUGCACGGGGAGAGACUGCCAACCCGGGUGGGAGACGAGCCGGUGGAGCGAGUGUUCCCGGACCUGUGGUGAGGGUCACCGGGCCCGAAACUUGCGCUGCUGGAGGAUGCUAGCCCCUGGCUUUGACAGCUCCGUCUACGACGAGGUGUGCCAGGCCGCGGGGCUGGUGCGGCCCAUGGAGAGGAAGGUUUGCAGGAGUCAGGCCUGUGGCCCUCAGUGGGAGCUGUCCGAGUGGUCUGAGUGUUCUCACUGCGGAAGCAUGGGGACCGUGCGGAGGGAGGUGCGUUGCUCAGUGGAACCACCCCUGUGCAGUGAUGCCACGAGACCGGCCAGCGAGAAGGAGUGUCAGGGUCCCCCCUGCAACUGGCACUGGAUGGCUUCUGAAUGGGGCCCGUGCUCAGGUGCAUGUGGAGAGGGACGGAUGACCCGCUUCGUCUUGUGCCGCAACGUGGACGGGAAGGUGAUCUCAGACGCUCAGUGUGACCUGGCGACCAAGCCUCUGGCCAUCUACCCCUGUGGGGACAGGAACUGCCCCGCUCACUGGGUGGAGCAGGAGUGGGAGCCAUGCAAUGCCAGCUGUGGCAGGGGCAUGAAGGCCCGCAGUGUGCUGUGUGCAAGGCUGGAGAAUGGCGUGUACCGGGAAUACCCUGAAGCUCAAUGUGAGGCCUUCCCGAAACCCGAGGUGCAGGCAGCCUGUUUCAAGAGACCCUGCUCCGUCUGGCUCACCACUGCCUGGUCUCUGUGUAGCAAGACCUGUGGCAUGGGCGUGAGGAUGCGAGAGGUUAAGUGUUACCAAGGAGAGGAGCUGGGUCAGGGGUGUGAUCCAACGGCCAAGCCUGAGGCCAAGCAGGUGUGCCAAGUCGAGCCGUGCCCAACUGAAGCACCAGACAAUGACUGUGAAGAUAGAGCCACAGCCAACUGCGCCCUCGUGGUGAAGGUGCUAGCAGCAUUCAGUUACUACAACUACUACAACACCAGAUUUUGAAACAAGCGGCUGAUAGACUUUCCUCUUAACUUC
Molecule: messenger RNA, 2289 nt
Organism: Tachyglossus aculeatus (Australian echidna)
Lineage: Eukaryota; Metazoa; Chordata; Mammalia; Monotremata; Tachyglossidae
Product: ADAMTS-like protein 2
Exons: 17
Coding region: 1-2256 (751 amino acids)
Biological process (GO): extracellular matrix organization
Cellular component (GO): extracellular matrix
Molecular function (GO): metalloendopeptidase activity
Source: RefSeq, a predicted model, not a curated record